Hemiscyllium ocellatum (epaulette shark) is the source of this 3115-nucleotide messenger RNA. RefSeq names its product serine/threonine kinase 17a (gene stk17a). Bases 137 to 1249 code for a protein of 370 amino acids. NCBI's taxonomy places the organism in Eukaryota, Metazoa, Chordata, Chondrichthyes, Orectolobiformes, Hemiscylliidae. The transcript is spliced from 7 exons. Gene Ontology annotation, molecular function: ATP binding; protein serine/threonine kinase activity. The record is from RefSeq and is a predicted model, not a curated record. Gene Ontology annotation, cellular component: nucleus. Gene Ontology annotation, biological process: positive regulation of apoptotic process; intracellular signal transduction; protein phosphorylation.
UGUGGUGGGGUUAGUGUUGUGAAUGAGCCGGUAGUGCAGGAGCUGAGCCGGAGAGUGAGAGGCGGCAGGAGCGGGAGCUCAGGCCGGGACAUACAGCCGCACUCCAGCACCGUGCCCGCCUCAGUCACGCGAAGCCAUGAGCCAGCCACGGAGCGGGCUGCUGUCCACCAUCCAGACCCGGGUCUGCACCGACAACUUCAGUAACUGCUACACGCUGGUGGGCAAAGAGCUCGGCAGAGGUAAAUUUGCAGUUGUAAAAAAAUGUACCGAGAAAGCAACAAGGAAGGAAUAUGCUGCCAAAUUCAUGAGAAAAAGAAGGAAGGGUCAAGACUGUCGAAUGGAAAUUAUUCACGAGAUUGCAGUAUUAGAAUUGGCUGAAUCCAAUCCUUGGGUCAUCAACCUGUAUGAAGUCUAUGAAACAGCAUCAGAAAUGAUUCUAGUUUUGGAAUACGCUGCUGGAGGUGAAAUUUUUAACCAAUGUGUAGCCGAGAGGGAAGAGGCCUUUAAAGAAAAAGAUGUCAAACGGCUCAUGAGGCAGAUAUUAGAGGGUGUGGCUUUCUUGCACCGAAACAACAUCGUCCACCUUGAUUUAAAACCACAAAAUAUUCUUCUGACGAGUGUGUCACCUCUGGGAGAUAUAAAGAUAGUUGACUUUGGCCUUUCACGACAAGUCAAUAAUAAUGAAGAGCUUAGAGAAAUUAUGGGAACACCUGAAUAUGUGGCUCCUGAAAUUUUAAAUUAUGAGCCGAUCAGCACAGCAACAGAUAUGUGGAGUAUAGGUGUCCUUGCGUAUGUGAUGCUAACAGGCAUUUCUCCAUUCCUGGGAGAUAACAAACAAGAAACUUUUCUCAACAUUUCCCAGUUAAAUCUCAGCUUUACAGAAGAUGAUUUUGAGAACAUCUCCAAACAGGCCAUAGACUUCAUCAAGACGUUGCUUGUUAAGGAGCCUGAAGAGCGAGCUUUAGCUGAGGAGUGCCUCAGGCAUCCAUGGUUGGCUUUUGAAUGCGAUGAAACAGAAUUUGUCACUGAAGCUUCAACCAACGCCCUUGAAUCUAAAGCUUUGGAAGAAUCAGAAACACAAAACCAAGAAACAGAAGAGCUCAUUGUCAUGGCAUCAUACACAUUGGGACAGUGCAGACAGUCUGAGAAAGAAAACAUUAAAACUGACCAAAAAGCCAUCUCCAAACGCUUCAAAUUUGAAGAACCAUUUAAUACCUUACAGGAAAUUUCAGGAGAGUUUAUCUAUUGACUUAUGUUAUGGAAAUACACACUACAUUUUAAAAAGAGUCUUUUAAAAAACAGACUCUGACAAAACAGUUAUUUUGUGAGCUUCAGUUUCACUAUAGAUACUCAAACAAAAACUGUUUUAAUGCUAAAUGCCAAGCACUGUUGUGCUGUGCUUCUGAUACAAUAUGUUAACAAUGUUCAAAGUAAAGCUCAGCAGAGAGUAUAAAGGGUUGGUGAUAACUGAAAUGCUUUCCUUCAGAACAUAAUUCAGAGCUGAUACUUAUUUCACAAAAGAUGACUGGCAGAGCAUUAAUUGGAAUAUCCAUUCUAUUUGCACAAGUGGUGGUGGGGCGGGGAGGGGGGUAGGGGAGAAGAAAAUAGAUCUAGAUUGAUCCUUUAAGCCGCUGUACUGUCAGCAAUAAAAGUAUGCAGUUCUUGUGAAUAAUGCACUUCAACGUUUUGUUUGAAUUCUAAAAGUACCUGUUCCCUAAAAUAUUUACAGCAAGCUAUAGUUACAAAUAACACACAUUUGGGAUUUAUGUUGCUAUCUAGAAUUAUUUGCUACAUUCCUUUUCUUUUUAAGCAUGUAUGAAUUAAUUAGACAAGUCAAAGGUUGGUUUCUUUGACUUUUCUUAAACUUGAUUGAUUUCAUUUUUGAAUAAUUAUAUUGUUUGUAUAUGUAUUUUUUAAUGUUUGAAUAUUUUUGUGAAUGGAAACAAAUGCUUAAAUUUCCCAGGAUGAGAUGAACUUAUUCAGGAAAAUUGCUGCACGAUGGACAGCGAUAGAUGUUACUCUAUUGGUGCCUUACAGAUUAGAAAUGUAUAUGGUAUUCAUUAUGCACAGGACUGCAAAAUUUAAUUUGUUAAAUGUACAUUUUUUUAAUGGUAAUCUGGUUAACAGUAAGCUAUUUGUUAGCUUUCGAAUGAAUUACAAAGCUAUUAAAGCGACACAUUUAUGAAUCCAUUUAAAAAUACAUUUUAAAAAUUAUCCACAUCAGUGUACAGUCAGCAGAAUAGAGGACCAUUAUGUUGUAACAAGCAACAGAAUCACUGGUCUUGAGGAAUUAGAACAAGUUUAAUUAUUAAAGAACAGAACUAAGUUCUGGACAGCAGCUUCUGUUUGUGCCAGAUUAUUAUAUUCAGUAUUUCACACCAAUUUAAAAUUCUACAGCACAAAAAUGUACAUUUUCACAAGAUAAAAUUUCCAUUUAAAAAAAAAACUCAGGGAUCCCUGAAUAUUGCCAUAUAUUUUAAUUAUGAUUAUUUUUACUAAGUAAAGAUUUUUUUUAAAAGUAAUCUUAGUCUCGUUUCUUAAAUUCACAUUGCACCCAUUUUCUUUGAUUUCUUUCCCCACCCUCAAUAAGUUACUGCACAAUUAAUGUAAAUAUUAACCUUUUGGUUAAAACAAAUAUUACUGGCCGUUUAAGGGCUAAUGGGGUAAUAAUAGAUGAAAGUGAUACAAAGCUGCUUCCAAGCCUUGAAGUAGAUUAUCAGAAUACAUUGCCACGUCACCCAAUCUACAGAAUUUGUCUGCAGAUGGUGCUAAAUGGAAUACAACCUCAACUAACAGAACAAGUUUUUGCUACUAAAGAUCUUUUUUCUUACUUCUGCAUCUAAAAUGUUAACCAGUAUUUUUGAUAAAUUUAUUUCUGGUAAGUUUGAGGUAGCCAUAGCCAUGUUUUCAUAACUAUAUAGUAAAAUCUAAUUUUCUCAUUGAUUUUAAGUUGAACUUUUGACAGUGUUACCUUUGUGUUCAGAAGUAUACUGUAAACUUAACAAUUGCUAGCCAAUUCUUUUACCUGCAGUAAUAGUUGGGGAGUGAGGGGCUGUGGGUGAGGCAGUUUUGUAUCUUUAUGAUAAAGAUGUACAUAUUCCUUGAAUAAACAUAU